GGCUCUCAGACAGAAUCCAUUGCUGCAGCAGCGCCUUUUCUUCGACGCGCCCGGGGCGCUCGUCUCUUCCAGGGCAAAGAGAGGCGAGCCAGAGCCGAGGCCCGCUUAGCGAGGGACGCUACCCCCUCCUCCUCCUCGGGGGAGCACGGCCGGCGGGACUCUCUGGUCCGGCUCCUCAUCGCUUUCGCGUUCGUUAAGAGACGAUGUCUGAGUCAGAGGACGGGAGUGAGUUUGGUUACAUAGUGGAGUUGUUAGAGAAAGGGAAGGUUACCAUUAAGAACAUUGAACGAGAACUCAUCUGCCCAGCAUGCAAGGAAUUAUUUACCCAUCCGCUUAUUCUCCCUUGUCAACAUAGUAUCUGCCACAAAUGUGUAAAAGAAAUUCUCUACUUCACAUUUGAAGAUUCAUUCAAUGAUGCUGCUUCCGAGACUUCCAAUCACAGUAGCCCUCGUAUCCGGAUUAGUUCACCUAGCAUGGAUAGGAUUGACAGGGCUAGUAGAUCAGGUUGGAAACGCAAUUCAUUGACUCCUAGGACAACUACUUUCCCUUGUCCUGGAUGCCGGCAUGAUAUAGAACUGGGAGAGCGUGGCAUCAAUGGCCUCUUUCGCAACUUCACCUUGGAAACGAUAGUGGAACGAUACAGGCAGGCAGCAAGGGCGGCAACAGCUAUUAUGUGUGAUCUGUGUAAAUCCCCACCACAAGAAUCCACAAAGAGCUGCAUGGAUUGUAGCGCAAGUUACUGCAAUGAAUGCUUCAAAAUACAUCAUCCCUGGGGAACUUUGAAAGCCCAGCAUGAAUAUGUGGGACCAACUACCAACUUCAGGCCGAAGAUUUUGAUGUGUCCUGAACAUGAAAUGGAGAGAGUAAAUAUGUAUUGUGAAAUAUGCAGAAGGCCUGUUUGUCAUCUUUGUAAACUGGGUGGCACACAUGCAAAUCACAGAGUGACUACCAUGAGCAGUGCCUACAAAACACUCAAAGAGAAGCUUUCAAAGGAUAUAGACUACCUCAUUAGUAAGGAGAGCCAAGUAAAAAGCCAGAUUACAGAACUUGGUCUUUUAAUGAAAGAAACAGAGUGCAAUGGUGAAAGAGCUAAAGAAGAAGCAUCAAGCAGUUUUGAUAAGCUGUUUGAUGUUUUAGAAGAAAGGAGAGCAACUGCACUCAGGGCUAUUGAAGCUUCCAAAAUCCUAAGACUGGAGAAACUGCAGUCUCAAAUAGAAGAAUAUCAGGGACUUCUAGAAAAUAAUGGCCUUGUGGGAUAUGCCCAAGAAGUUCUGAAAGAAACAGACCAGUCUUGCUUUGUUCAGACAGCAAAACAGCUCCAUGACAGAAUUCAGAAAGCUACUGAAUCUCUGAAGAGCUUCAGACCUGCAGCACAAGCUUCUUUUGAAGAUUUUGUUGUUGAUGUAACAAAACAGCAGGAGGCUCUUACAGACUUGUCUUUCCAUUCAAGUGGUGUUGAUAUUCCAGAGAUCAAUGAAGAACAGAGCAAAAUGUAUAAUAAAGCUUUGAUCUGUUGGGAUCAUCCACAGAGAGCAGGUUCAGCUGACACCUACAUACUUGAAUACCGUAAAGUUAAUAAAGAAGAGGCAAACCCAGCAUGGCAAGAGACUGAAGUUUUCAGCAAGAGCAAAGUAAUCUCUGACCUUGACACUAAUAGCAGCUAUGCUUUCAGAGUCAGAGGAUAUAAAGGAUCUAUCUGUAGCCCUUGGAGCAGGGAAGUUAUCUUGCACACUCCACCAGCUCCAGUUUUCAGUUUUCUUUUUGAUGACAAAUGUGGCUAUAACAGUGAGCAUCUCCUGCUGAAUGCAAGGAGGAAUGCUGUGGAAAACAGGGCUGGGUUCCCUCUGCUUUUGGGAGCUGAACGUAUCCAAGCAGGCUGCUAUACUACCUUAGACUACAUUGUUGGAGACACUGGCAUUGUGAAAGGAAAACAUUUUUGGGCUUUCCAUGUGGAGCCCUAUUCCUACCUUGUGAAAGUAGGAGUAGCAUCUGACUCAAAGAUCCAAGAAUGGUUUAACAAUUCUCGUGAUCUUACUAGUCCAAGAUAUGAACAAGACAGUGGUCACGACAGUGGAAGUGAAGACAUCUUUGUUGAGUCCUUGCAGCCUUUCACACUGGUAACUCUAGGCAUGAAGAAGUUCUUUAUUCCUAAGGCUUCCCCUGCUCCAGUUGCUCCCAAAGACUCUGUGAAUAGAAUUCUUCCCAUGCCAUCAUGCAUAGGAAUCUGCCUUGACUGUGACAAAGGCAGAGUUGGAUUCUAUGAUGCAGAUCGGAUGAAGUGUCUUUAUGAGCGUCAGGUGGACUGCUCUGGCAAAAUGUAUCCAGCUUUUGCAUUGAUGGGGAGCGCAGGAGUUCAUCUGGAAGAAACAAUUGCAGCAAAAUAUUUGGAAUACCAAGAUGAAGACAUGUGAUGCCCAAGGUUCCAUCUUUAGCCUAAUGUCUUAAUUACAUCAUAUCUCCUAGGUGCUUCGCUGCACGACUGCUGUUGAGUCUUUCUGUUUUUGUUAUAAUUGCAGAGAGAAGUUUCUGUCUUUGCUAACUGUCUAGUACCCAGGAAGGUCUUUCUGCACUCACUCAUUCUGCUUUUUGGCAUGCUGUGACCUUGGAUACUGAAGAGUUUUAGAAAACAACAUGGGAUUAGCAGCCUUAUUGCCCUUUCACAAGCUGGAAACCUGCCUGUCUAAUUUAAAUCCUUUCUUAGCUGGCACUGCUGGCAUUCACAUCUCUUUUUUAAAUGGAAACAGGAUCCAUACAAUGGUGCAUUUCAUAUGGUUAUACAUUAUGUACACUCCUCACUUCUAAAGGAGUCUUAUUUUGUCUACAGUGAGUGGUCUGAUAUCUCAAUAAGAAUCCCUUGCGUAUUAGUACUGGAUAAUGUAUUUUUCAUCCAUGCUAUGACUAUGUGCUGGUGACAUCUGGGAGAAGUAUAUUGAAUAUGUAUUGAUACAUGUUUCUGUCUUCAGUACUGUAGAUUAUUUCCGAUAUAAUGUAUAUUUAACUAAGUGCAAUUUAUCUUGAAACAUCAGCCCUUGAUGUUUAAAACUCUGUGUAUAUAACAAUGUUUAGUCUUAUGGGAGGAAUAAAAACACAGGCACAAAUAGGAAUAUAUAGGGUUUUUUUAAAAAGGAAUGGCAUUGUCUGCAGUGUGAUGUUGAUUCAUUUUAUAGCAUAACUUUGUAAAACAAAAAGCCCAUAAAAAUAAAUAAAUUUUAGUGUGUUUAGAAUAAAGUGCACUGAUAAUUAAGUGAGAGAUUUUGCCUUAAGGCGUUAACAUCUGUUAGCUAGAAAGCAAUUCAUCCAUCCUUGUCUAAAACUCCAUAUAGUUUUUUUAGCUUGUGGGAAAUGUUCAAAAACAGACUGGAAGCACUAUUUGGAUAAUUUUCCUUUAGAAACAAAUGUGGUUUGUUUUACUAAAUAUUUAGAAGAAUGUUGAACAUGUAAGCAGGCUUUCAGAAUUUGGUAAUCAUUCUGGAUUAUAAACUACAGCCCCAAUAAUUUUAACUUCUGUUAACUGAUAAGAUACUGACUUUGCCGUAAUUUAUUUAUUGUAUAGUGAAAUGGUACUCCACUUGAAAGAACCUGUGAUCAUAAUGUAAUCUCCAAGUGGCUUUGGACAUGUUUGCUAUUUCUGAAUGCUACUGCUGGAAUUAAAUAUGUGACUAGUGCUGAGAGUCCAUGAACAAAGUGGUGCUUUCCCUUCAGUUUAAGGGACCAGAGAACAGUCUACACACCGGGCUUUGAAGAGGAGAUUACUGUCCACCCAAACAUAAACUUUUUCUCAGUUCAAUUAUGCUGAGCUAAUCUGGAGGGGUUUUUGUGUGUGUGAUUUUUUAAAACAAACAAGGUUCUACCUAAAGAGUGAGCACUUUAUAUACAGUCUAAGCUAAAACUUGUUAGAUCAUUCACCCUGUAGCUGCUAUAGCUAAUGAGCCUCUUGGGGUGACUACUGUGUGAUAUACAAAGCUCUAUACACAUGUACAUCAUAUCAGCAGUUUCCAAAAGAAUACUUAAAGCUUUAAUACAAACCACAAGGCCUUGUUUGGAAAGUAUUAAGUUGGGAUGUAACUUUCUCAAUACUUUUUUUUUAAAAAAAUAAAUGUUAAAAAUAAA
Heteronotia binoei (common prickly gecko) is the source of this 4110-nucleotide messenger RNA. It is a transcript of the gene TRIM36, whose product is annotated as tripartite motif containing 36. The coding region runs from base 204 to 2411 and encodes 735 amino acids. The transcript has 10 exons. The record is from RefSeq and is a predicted model, not a curated record. NCBI's taxonomy places the organism in Eukaryota, Metazoa, Chordata, Lepidosauria, Squamata, Gekkonidae. Gene Ontology annotation, molecular function: zinc ion binding; protein binding.